UGUCAACUCCAGAUCUGACCAAUGGGAACAACUCCUCCGCGCCCGCAAUCUUCAGCUUCGAAGCCAAUGGGAGUAACUCAACUUCGAUUUGCUUACAGGUCUACGCGCGCGUCCCAUGGAGUCUCGAGAACGAAGGAAGAUUUUCCGAAGGAAGCUGCAGAAGGACCCCGAAUCUUCUCAUCAUUGGACGUUAUCUUGUGAUGGACUAAAGAAGUUGGCGAGUUGUCACUCCGGAACUCCUUGAGCUCGAGGAUCCUGUAGCUGUAUAAAUAUGGCUUCGUUAGCCACAAGCUUUUGAUAUCACUCAACACAGCAACAACACGCAACUGAAUCAAACACUACCUACAAGAUUUUGCAAUUAAUCCCAUUACACUAAUUCCAAAAAUCUCAACAAUGUCUCCACCACGCCGCGCCCUCAUCAGCAUCACCAGUGCAGCUGCAAGCUUAUUCAAUGGCCAGGAAACCACCGGCCUCUUCAUCAGCGAAGCCCUGCACCCCUACAACGUCCUCACGGCCGCCGGUUUCUCAGUCGACCUCGCCUCCGAGACCGGCUCCUAUACGCCAGACUGGCUCUCCCAACAACCCGACUUCCUCAAGGGCUCCGACCUCACCACCUGGAACGACAAGACCUCAGACUUCCGCCAGAAACUGGACAACAUGCCCAAAGCAUCUGAGAUUGAUGGCAGCAAGUACGGAGUCUUCUACGCUUCGGCCGGCCAUGCGUCGCUGAUUGAUUACCCUACUGCCACGUCGCUGCAGAAGAUUGCGGAACAGGUAUGGGCGAACGGGGGCAUUGUGGCUUCUGUAUGUCAUGGGCCGGCAAUCUUCGCCAAUGUGAUUGACAGAGCAACAAACGAGCCGAUCAUCAAGGGCAAGAGAAUGACGGGCUUCACGACCGAGGCGGAGAAGGAUAUGGGAAUUUAUGAUGAGUUGAAGAGCUGGGACGCCGAGAUGGUCGAGGAGUUGGCCGAGAGGUUGGGCGCCACUUAUGAGAGAGGUGCUGGUGUUUGGGACGACUUCUAUGUUGUUGACGGCCGCCUGGUCACUGGUCAGAACCCACAGAGUGCUGCGUCCACUACAAGAGCUGUAGUUGAGGCCUUUGAGAAACUUUAGAGAUUGAACCUAUAUCAGUGUGAUUUCGCAUUAUAGCUGCAGGAUGUUUCGUUAGAUAUAGACCACUGCUUGUAUUCCGAUUGCGCAAAACCCC
This is a messenger RNA of Aureobasidium subglaciale EXF-2481, 1207 nucleotides long. RefSeq lists its product as uncharacterized. The transcript has 2 exons. The coding region runs from base 394 to 1113 and encodes 239 amino acids. Gene Ontology annotation, molecular function: glyoxalase III activity. Lineage: Eukaryota; Fungi; Ascomycota; Dothideomycetes; Dothideales; Saccotheciaceae. The record is from RefSeq and is a predicted model, not a curated record.